CAAAAGAAAUCCCUAGAGGGAGAUGCUGCCUUUCCCGUGAGCGGCAGCAGCUUCCUCGGAGCCUGCAGGAGCCCAGGCUUGGAUCAGCCGUCUGUUGCCAUGAAUGCUUCCUGCUGCCUGCUCUCGGCCCCGGCGCUGCCUAAUGGCUCCGAGCGCCUCACGGCCCCUUCCAGCAAUCAGAGCAGCAGGGGGUUCUGUGAGCAGGUCUUCAUCAAGCCUGAGGUCUUCCUGGCUCUGGGCAUCAUCAGCCUGCUGGAAAACGUCCUGGUGGUCCUGGCUGUGGUCAGGAAUGGCAACCUGCACUCCCCCAUGUACUUCUUCCUCUGCAGCCUGGCAGUGGCCGACAUGCUGGUGAGUGUGUCCAACGCCCUGGAGACCAUCAUGAUCGCCAUCAUCAACAGCAACUACCUGACCUUCGAGGACCAGUUUAUCCAACACAUGGACAACAUCUUCGACUCCAUGAUCUGCAUCUCCCUGGUAGCCUCCAUCUGCAACCUCCUGGCCAUUGCCGUCGACAGGUACGUCACCAUCUUCUACGCGCUCCGCUACCACAGUAUCAUGACGGUGAGGAAGGCGCUCGCCCUGAUCCUGGGCAUCUGGGUCUGCUGCGGCGUCUGCGGCGUGGUCUUCAUCGUCUACUCCGAGAGCAAGAUGGUCAUCGUGUGCCUCGUCACCAUGUUCUUCGCCAUGCUGCUUCUCAUGGGCAUCCUCUACGUGCACAUGUUCCUCUUUGCUCGGCUGCAUGUCAAGCGCAUUGCGGCACUGCCACCCGCCGAUGGGGUGGCCCCACAGCAGCACUCCUGCAUGAAGGGGGCCGUCACCAUCACCAUCCUGCUGGGGGUGUUCGUCUGCUGCUGGGCCCCCUUCUUCCUGCACCUGGUCCUCAUCAUUACCUGCCCCACCAACCCUUACUGCAUCUGCUACACUGCCCACUUCAACACCUACCUGGUCCUCAUCAUGUGCAACUCCGUCAUCGACCCCCUCAUUUAUGCCUUCCGGAGCCUGGAACUGCGCAACACCUUCAAGGAGAUUCUCUGUGGCUGCAGCAGCAUGAACUUGGGGUAG
Molecule: messenger RNA, 1065 nt
Organism: Sciurus carolinensis (gray squirrel)
Lineage: Eukaryota; Metazoa; Chordata; Mammalia; Rodentia; Sciuridae
Gene: Mc3r
Product: melanocortin 3 receptor
Exons: 1
Coding region: 100-1065 (321 amino acids)
Biological process (GO): G protein-coupled receptor signaling pathway
Cellular component (GO): membrane
Molecular function (GO): melanocyte-stimulating hormone receptor activity; peptide hormone binding
Source: RefSeq, a predicted model, not a curated record